Messenger RNA from Eublepharis macularius, 1570 nucleotides. It is a transcript of the gene ABHD1, whose product is annotated as abhydrolase domain containing 1. The record is from RefSeq and is a predicted model, not a curated record. Gene Ontology annotation, molecular function: monoacylglycerol lipase activity; acetylesterase activity. The transcript is spliced from 9 exons. Bases 65 to 1270 code for a protein of 401 amino acids. NCBI's taxonomy places the organism in Eukaryota, Metazoa, Chordata, Lepidosauria, Squamata, Eublepharidae. Gene Ontology annotation, biological process: medium-chain fatty acid catabolic process; medium-chain fatty acid biosynthetic process.
CUCGCUUAGCAGCCUGCAAGCCGAGAGGCUCGCCUGGUCCGGCGGAGAGGGGACUGGACGGAAGAUGCUGGGGCUGUCGCUGGUGCUGGGCUUCAGCACCGCUUUGCUCGCCUACUACUGGGCUCGCGUCCCCAAGCGUCCCCUGCUGGUGGCUCGUCAGCCAUUCCGCUCCUUCCUGGAGAAGUAUUGUCCUAUUGUGAAUGAGACGUUCUACCCUACACCAUGGUGCUUCGAGGGCCGGCUCCAGACCAUUGUCCGUGUCUUCCUCAAAUCCAGCCCAUCUGUCUCCUACCGCAGUGAGGUACUACGAACUAGAGAUGGAGGGCAACUGUUGCUGGAUUGGGCCGACAAUGAAGUUGGGAGCACAGGCUGCCAGGACCCAGAGAGCUGCCCCAUUGUCUUAUUCCUGCCUGGAUUGACAGGAAACAGUCAGGAGGCCUACAUUCUGCAUAUGGUGCGCAGUGCCCGGCAACAGGGCUACAGGGCAGUCGUGUUUAAUAACAGAGGUUGCAAAGGAGAAGAAUUGCUGACCUACAGGGCUUUCUGUGCCAACAACACUGAAGAUCUGGAGCUGGUGAUUGCCCACAUCAAGAGCCAGUUCCCUCAGGCACCACUGAUGGCAGUUGGCGUUUCACUGGGCGGGAUUCUAGUGCUCAACUACUUGGGGCGGAAAGGCCGCAAGGCUGAGCUGGUGGCUGCCAUGACCUGCUCUGUGAGCUGGGAUUCCUUUGAGACCACCCACUCGCUGGAGACGCCUCUCAACCUGGUGCUUUUCAACCAGCGACUCACAGCCAACUUGCGGCAGCUCAUCCAACGGCACAGGAAGGUUGUUGCCGAGAAACUGGACGUGGAUCAUGUGCUGAAGGCUCGUAGCAUUCGGGAGUUCGAUGAACGCUACACAGCUGUGGCCUUUGGUUACAAUUCAUGCGAGGAAUAUUACCAAGCAGCCAGCCCCCGUCACAAGGUGCACCGCUUCCAUGUGCCAGUGCUGUGCCUUAAUGCCUCCGAUGACCCCUUCUCCCCUCAGCAUGCUAUUCCCCUAGAUGCAGCUCAGUGUGUGCCUGCAUUGGCCUUGCUGGUGACAUCCCAUGGUGGUCACAUUGGCUUCCUGGAGGGCCUCUUUCCACGUCAUGAGAGUUACAUGGACCGUGUCUUUGCCCAGUUUAUGGGCGCCGUCUUUGAGCAUUGGGACGAACUAGAGGCUGCAACGGCAGCCGAGGGAAGCAAGGAACUUGAACCGGGCCAGAUUACUCAGCUGCUGAACGGAUGAGAUGUAACUACAGAUGGGGCCAAGAGUUUCUUGGCCUUAAUCCUACAAGCUCUCACAGGUGGAGGGCCUGCAUUUACCUUCCCUUUGAGGGAGGGAGGUGGUCAGCCGGCAGCCAAGACAGGUGCCACCAAACCCAUCUGUCCUUGUUUCUUAGUAUGAUUUCUGUCCUAUAUGAAAGGCUGUGCCCUGAAGGGAUGUCUGAAGGUGUCCUCACCACCAUCAGCUGCUGAAACCAGAGACUUCCUGUAUUUGGGGAGCAAGCAGUGGAAUGCAGAGCCAAAUACAGAGCUAUUUUUUCAG